AAAAGAUAAUCGGUAUGCGUACUGUUUCUGCCCCGGACGUCGUGAUUUUAAACAAAGUGUUACCCGCGUCAUCGUGCCUUGCUGAGACUAUGUUCGUAUCCAUAUCAUUCACGGUCCAACACGAUGUUGAUUCGUCAAAAAUAGAAGGCUCUGGCUUCAACACGGCUGUGUCGGUGUGGUUUCAUAUGUCCGUCUGACUGCAUUCAUUUUUCUGUUGUCGUCUGACUGUUUUCUCUUGUACGUCCACUUUGCCCUCUUAUUUGCCAGGCUCAAACUCCCUACGAGAAAAGGCGUCACUCCGUUUUGGCUCCCCACUAGUGCUAAAAACUUGUCGCGUCUACUUGUUUUCGUGGUUCGAGCUUGAAUUUUUGUUUUCAAACUUCAACUGUCAUCAACUUGCUCGGCACUCGAAAUCCAUAUUAUAUAUUCAUUUUCAUUUGUGUAGUACCCUGUCGAUUUCAAAUUUGAUUGUGAUUUCCCCUAUGAUCUAAGGAAAUAAUUUUUGACCUUCCAUUUUGAUUUGUUUUUUCUUUCAUUUUCAGAAUUGUUAUUGUAGUGAGUGCCGCGAGUUGGUCGGGCACAAAUAUCGAAGACCGACGACAACAGACGAUUUAUCCUGUGUAAUAGAAAUGUCCCCACCGCAGAGGAAAGAGAGGGUCUGUGAACUCCGCAUGACAAAUCCGCGUGCUUAGUUUCGUUGUGCCUGACUGUAGAAGCCGCACCACAAGUCGAUCAUCAAUCUCAUGUAGCAUUAAAAAUCCGAUGAAAACACCAUGUGAAAGAUGUUCCUCAUGGGGCUGCGCAUGAGAGACAUCCUCACCAUGUAAGUAACUACGCAUGACAGCUCUGAGACGUGGGGACGUUUUUACACAGGAUACGACUAAGAAUUGCAACAACGAGAAGAAUUGCGCAUAACGAGCGAGGCGAAUUUGAUAAAGAAAAGCUAAAGAUAGUAAAUCCGGGGAGUAGUGCUUAUAGAUACUUAAAGAGAACAAGGAAGGAAAACAGCGCUCCGCUGUUCCAAGUAAUAGGCAAAAGAAACAGAAAAACAAAUCAGGAGAAGGCCAACCUGUCACCUGCGGCGCGACGCGGUACAAAUUUAUCACCUGACCACUCGUUUUCGUCCGCUUUUCUUCGUACUUAGAGUCUUAUUCCUGCUCGCGAAAACUAUGAUCCACAAUAUUUAUUCUUGCAUCUGAUCUAUCUUCAAUACAGGCACGACUCGCAAGAACGCGGAAAAAAGAAGUGCUGUGCAGGCCAAAGAAAAAGGUAGAAAGACCGGAGAAGCCGUCGUCGAUCAAGAAGCCGUCGUCGAUCAAGAGCAGAACGUCGUAGCAAAAAAUGGUGCGAAAGUUAGCUGUGAAUGAGCAAGAGCAACUCCUCGCGGGUGGCGGCGGGGGUGGUGGAGCAGAUUCGGUGGACGACGCUUGGAUCCAAAAGUUGGAAAACAAGGUGAAGCACCCAAGUGGACCAGCUGGGGACGCAAAGCACUAUUUGCGCGUGAAGAACAGGAACGAGAAGUAUUCGGCGGUCCGCUGCAAUGAGGUAGAGAAAAUGCCAAAUGGAAGUUGGCAGAUUACUGUCGGCGGCGGCGGGAUACCCUUCAUUCAGAAUGGCCAGUGGAUUCGUACACUGGAUGCACCGCGCCGCGGAGGUUUGGGGAGGUUUCAAAACGACUACUUCUCGCCCAUCGCGUUCCAGGGCCGCCUUGUUUUCCUGAACACGAAAAAUUUAGAAGGAUCGGGCGCCUGGAAGGCGGGGAAAAGUCCCGAAGAGAGGCAGGCUUUCGCGACGGAGCAACACCGAAAAUGGAAAGAAGCGUACAACUUGCACGAAAAGUGGAUCAAGAACUUGCACAGUGGGAUUCAGUUUCCGUCCGCGCCAAACGGCAAACAGUACCACAACGGGCUGAAUCGUUUCCGCGAGGUGAUUACGAACGACGUGGUGAAUAGAGCACUGAGCCCGGAAGGCCUUCCAGAUGGAAGCGCGGACGAGCUCUCUUACCAAAGACUGACCGAUACCUAUCUGGGGUACGUGGCCGGUCAAAACAUUGAGCACGUGGAUGCGUUAAUGUUGGCAGAGUACAGAACGGGGAAGACAAGUCUGAACAUCGACCCACGUGUGGUCAAAAUCAAAGAUGACCAGAACGGGGAGUUGCGAGACCUCGAAGCGUUCCGCGAAGUGCCAGACCAACAUGAUGCUAUUUUGCAAGGGCAGGGACUCUAUCAGAUUGGUUUCCGCAGCACCACGAGCGGCGCGACGACAACCGUUCACAUGCGGGCCGAGCUGUUGGGGCUUGCAGUCUCCAGCGUCAAUGGAGAGCUUGGUGGCGAUGGGUAUGAUGUUGGCAAGGACGCGCAGGUGGCGAACAAAUUGAUUCAAGAGGACGCCUUGUGGUCCGAGCACUUCGGUUUUCGGGAUCCCUUGCCAGCGUUAGGCGGUAGUCACAAAAAUCGUGCCGAUCGCGGUCUGUGGGAGGAAUCCCCCGGAAUGCAGGCAGCCGUGAAAAAGGGCUUGGUUACCUCCACCGAGGCGAAAUGGAUUACCAGCUUCGGCCGUGGAAGUCGGGAUGAAACCUACGGACGCAACGGCAACCUGGAAGAUUCCGUGCGCUUCCUGCAGGCACUCGACGCGGAGGACCAGGAGCUCCGCCUCCAGCAACAAGGAAAAGCAGGGCAAGGAGGAGCAACAGGAACCCCUACAGGAGCCACGCCCCUGGGGGAUUUGGUGAAAGCCGAUGGGAAUGCUUUUGGUGCCUGGGGCAUGCUUGUUUUCGGCCACAGGAAGGACGAAAAAGACUUUGACCCGGCCGCCUUUGCCCGAAACGCGGCUCCAAAAAAGGAGCUGGUAUCGCACGACGCAAAGGCGCCUUUGGUGGAUGUGCGGCACAUGAACGAGGACAUGCAAAAAUUCUUCGGCGUCCGCUUGAUGCGCGACGGGGACGCGACUCCCAUCAUCCGACCGAGUUCCAAGUUCGGCGCGGUGGUUGCCAUGCACUUCGACCCGGAUGGUUUGUACCCGAAGAAGUUCUCGUUCAAAGGGUACCGAGAUGGCGAGCCGGGUUCGAAAGGCGUGUUUCUUGAAUCGCACCCGUUUCCGCACGUGGUUACGGCGAAGGACGAAAAGGCCGUUUUGCGCUAUUGUUUGGCGAAAUACGGGACGGACGGAAAACUGUACAUGAUAGAAGUGGUUGUGCCCUUUGGGUACGGGCUUUUCGUGAACAAAAACGUGAUCCACGGGGACACCUAUGUGAAAGGAACGGUGCUCAUCUACCUGGAGCCGCUGGAAGAAUACGCAGACUCCGCGCUGGUCCGCAUAUUCACCGCAAAUAUGUCCUCUGGGUCACUGGAAAACGGCCACUUUUGUCAUGCACAUUUUGCAUGAUCCAUGAUUUCUGUGAUGCAGCAUGCCCUCGCAUCUACACAGAUUUUGUGAUGGCUUUCUAUAUAUAAAUACCUAUACCGCAUGAGAAAUGAUGCCCUCUCCGCGUAGCAAGAACUGGAACUCUUUGGCUUUUCAUCCAAUACAGAUUUUCAUUUUGGGUUUGUAGAGUCCCAAGGUUGCUUCACAAAUUCCACCUCUCCAGACCCAGACCUAUUUGCAUUGCAUACCGCACCGCCGAUGGCAAAAUGGUGAACUACUACAAGGAAAGCGACGUGCUAGAUUUCCCUUAUCAACAUGGACCUGAUUUUGUUGCUCAAGCUCAAGGUGCUGAAGAUGGUAGUUGUGGCGGAAAUUUAGUUUGCAACGGCGCCAGCACCGCGGGCCUGACCAUCGCAGUCGUUUUGGGCUGUGGCCUUGUGGUCGCCGUUGUCAUGUUUUUUCUCAUGGGCAGAAUGGGAAGGGCAAGGGGGGGCGGAAACGAUAGAACCGCGGCGACGUCAGCUCGUGACAAUGUCGACGCUGAUCUAGCGUGAUGCAGGUGAAUGAUGUAGAUCUGAGAAGGACUCCUAGUGCGAAGACACAAUUAAUUGUUCACUUUAUUUUUAAAAUGAGAGUUAAAAAAUAUUUAUAGAUAAAGAUUAUAUGAUGAAUUCUUAGUAUAUUAGGGUCUAUUUUCGCUUCGCUUUCUUCUCUUCGACCCAAAACGACAGGACAAGCCUACCAAACCUCGCAGUUCGCACCGGCUCCAGUGAUCUACUCAAACUUCUAUUUUUAUUUUACAUUGCAGUAUAAGUUCUAGGUAUAGGUUUUGAAGAGUUACAUAUGUAAAAAACUAAAAACACAAAAACAAAACGUUCAAACUUACACCUUCAGAAGUUCAAGAGACACAAGUUCCUGCAGAAAUAGACUUUUGGUUUUGCUGUUUUCACACAAGCAAGCUCAACUUUUCGCAAGCACGACCUUUCGUUUUCUCUUACAGAACUCCGCACUCGCAGCAGGCGCAAGUAGAUUUCACUUUUUCAGAAGCAACAGCAGCGUUUACUUUUUCAACAUCUAGAGCAACUUUUGGACUUUCUCUUCGACUUUUUAACUUUCGAAAAAAAAAACUUUUUCCUAGUUCAGAAAAACAGCUUUCCGGAACGUUUAGUUUUUCUCAGGCUAACGAGGCCAAAGCUGCUGUAGCCACCUAGUAUUUUUUUUAAACUGAGAGUUAGUGAGGUGAGAGUUGGCGUCCCCUUCUCUCCCCUUGCUGGGAAUCACUACUACUACUAAACUAGCUCUAACAUCGUGAGAGGAAGGUAAGCCCUUCAAGCGGAAACCACGACUCCAACACUAACAAACAAACAAACUACAGGUUUUGAAGAGGAAAAAAGUGAAU
Molecule: messenger RNA, 4762 nt
Organism: Amoebophrya sp. A120
Lineage: Eukaryota; Dinophyceae; Syndiniales; Amoebophryaceae
Source: the annotation of a GenBank genome assembly